AGGUAAUGCUACUCUGAUGUAAAUGCGAUUAUUUACACCGAGUUGUCUCAUCAAUAAUGAUUUCGCCCUCUUCUCAGUUUUAUAUCGUACUUGGCAUAGCUUUAUUUAUUGGAACAUUUGGUAUCGAUGGAAUAAUCGUCCUUCUCAUUUGCAUCCUAUGUUUUGUUGGCGGGUUUUGUUAUAUUAUUUAUCGUCGUGGGGAGGAAAAAUCCAAAGAUCUCCGAACAGACUUCGAAUCUCUCAAAGAUUUCAAAUUUCCCCCUGGUCUUGAGGCUUUCCUGAAGCACAAGGGACGUUUCAAUGACAAAUCCAUGUAUGAACAAAUUCACUCUAUGACCAACUGCUCUGGGAUGGAUGCUGUUUUGGAACAGAUCCUCUCUUAUGUGAUGAGAGACUUUGUGGAUUCGUGGUACAAGAAGAUGACAGACGAUGAAUUGUUUGAAGAGAGCUUGAAAAGAACUGCUCGAAGAUCUGUUGCAUCGUUAUCUCAAUGUAUGCGACAAGUGGACUGGGUUCCUUUUUUCACCCGACACGCUGUUGAUGAUUUCGCUUCUCAUCUCCGGCUUUAUCGCAUGGCAAGCGAGAAAUAUAAGUUUAUGGGGAACAAAGAUGGUAUGACAACGGCGGAAAAUGACUUGCUGAGUCAUUUCUUUGACUAUGAGCUAGAAAUGGAGAAGACUUUAUGCAAAGAUCUGUUGUGCACCACGCCACAUUAUGAGAAUGCUUAUCUACAUGACGUUGUCGAUAUUGUUUUGUACCUUAUCAUGCCCCCUGAAGAUUUUCGUUGCAGGCCAUUGAGGUUUUUGCUUCGAGAAGUAAUCGUACGGCGAAUAAUUCUGCCUUUGCUCGAUCAUUUUUCCGAAGCAGAUGAGAUGAAUCAAAUUCUGAUAUGGCUGCUCAGCGAAAUCUCACCGCGUCCGGAUGAUUUUGUCGUUUGUCUUGAAAACAGCAAUUCGCUUGAUGAGCUGGAGGCCAUUUUCAGAUCGGUCCAGGAUGAAAAGAUGAUUUUGCGCGGAAAAGAUUCCGGUGGUGACCAAGGUGUUUUUGUGAAGCAACAGCUUAGCAGUUUGGAUUUUGUGGAGAGUCUCAUCAAGAAAAGAUUGAUCUUUUUGGCCAACAACACUGUUGACAAUGGUGGAUUGGAUGUGGCUCGAGUUCUCUCAUCCGACGAUGGCUUGGUACAGCUUCCCCUUCAUGUUGUACUCACAAAUGGAAUUGCUGUAUCAUACUUCAUCGACUAUCUACAGACAGUUGGAGGACAAAAUUACAUAGAUUUCUAUCUUGCGAUCGAGGGUUUCAAAGUGUCAGUUGAGCAUCAGCUUAGAACUCUUUCGAGCGGCGAAACGGUUUGUGCUGAAGUGUACGAAACUAUCAAAGAGGCAGCGCAGUUCAUGUACCAGCAGUAUCUAUCGCAAGAAGCAAUAACGCGUGUACCGCUAGAAGAUGGUAUUAUUGCCAAGUUCCUCUCGCUAGUAAGAAAUGAUGAACCAUGCGACUUUUGGUUCGAGCAGAUUCAAGAAAAGGUUGUCGAAGUGCUGCGUACAGACGAGCAUUUCUAUCCUGGAUUCAAAAAGAGCUCGUUAUAUGAGAAAAUGCUUGCCGAAUUGGGUAUCACGGGCGAUGAUGAGCGACCAGAAACACCAGCCUCAGAUGGGUCUAUAUACUCCGCUUCUAAUACUUCGGAUCAGGAUCGAGGAUCUAGCGUUAGUAAGAUUAUUGAAGAAGGGAUGGUUAAUGAUGGCAGACCGGUAAUGUCGGCAGUUGUUGAAACACUCGGAAUUGGUCAACAGGGCAGGCAGUCUUUUGCGCUGUAUAACGUACGUGUGAGCAGAUCGGUGAAUGGCAAAAAAGUAAGCGGCUGGAAUGUGCUACGACGCUAUAGCGAUUUCCAUACGCUCCAUACAUUCAUUAUACAGAAGUAUCCCAAACUUAUCAACUUGUCUUUCCCGGGGAAAAAGACCUUCAAUAACCUGGACGCGCACUUUUUGGAGAAAAGGACGAAGGCUCUCAAUCUAUUUAUGGACUGUGUUCUGCAGCCCUCGAUGUUUGAUAGUUAUCCUGAACUAGAAAAUAUCAUGUUCGAUUUUCUCAGCCAGAAGGAAUACUUAGGAAACAGAGAACCAAUAGCAAAAAAGGUGAUGUCCGCUAUGUUUGAUCCUAUAAAAGAGGGCGUCAAAGCAGUGGGAAAUACUGUGAUGUCUGUUCCUGAUCAGUUUUAUGGAGGCGUGUCUAAAGUUGGUGCUGGCAUUAAUAGCGCAGCUAAAGUCAUCAUCCAUCCACUGAAUGCAGGCCCGAAAGCGCCACCAAUCGAUACUGACCGUGUUGCUGCAGCGAUCACUGAUGAUGAAUCGACCUCUGACAACAUACCUCUUCGAGUCUUGAUCUUAUUCGUUGACGAGGUUUUCGGGGUCCGCGCGAGAAAUGCAUGGUUCAGGCGGCAGCUAGUGACAGUACUUCGUCAAUUCGUGACUCCAUUUGGUACCUCCAUCAACAAACGUAUCGUGGAUUUAGUGCACUGGCUGACAAGUGAGCAGCAGGUCACGUUGUAUCUCACAGCCUUGAGGGACUCUGUAUGGCCAGAUGGUCAGCUAGCUGGCGAUACCUUGCUCCGACCACCAGAAGUGAAAGCACGUGCCAGAAUCCUGGCUAAAUCUCUGAUGUUGUCCUCCCUUCCAGAUGAGCUUCGCCUUGUGCUCGGAGCUGACACUACCUAUAUUGGUAUCAACACUAUCUCAAAUGCUUUACAGAAUAAGCAGCUCAAUCGUCGUUUAUUGAUGGCCAUCAGUCUAGUCUCUAAGUCUUUGCACAUCGGAAGUACUGCCCUGAAAGGACUGAUGUGCGGAAGCUCGCUUCGUUCUAUAAGCAGAGCUGUUGGAAGCAUGCAGGAAGCGCUGCAGAAGGCAUUACAAGAAGAACUUAAGCCUUACGGACGUCCCGGAGGUGGUUGCAUCAAUCAUGGGCAAGGUUUCGAAGGAAAAUCUGUUGGAAAGAUUUUUGUCAAGUCCAACAUAAAGAAAGGGUCGGAUGUCAUGUUUCGUGGAGAGUUUGCUUCACUAAAAGCAAUGUUCGAAACUGGUGCAGUGCGUGUGCCACGUCCUAUCAGUGUUUUGAACCUCGGAGCUCAUGGAUGGGCACUAGUCACCGAAUACAUUGAUAUGGGUGGUGGAAAUCGUCACGACCUCGUGCAGCUUGGCUCGCAAUUGGCAAGAAUGCACAAGCAUAAUGAAGAGUGUCUGAAGGCUGCAGAACAUUCCGAAGGCUUCGUUGGUGGAGACUAUAAAACCGGAAACUACAAAAAGGGCGUUAAGCAAUUUGGAUUUCACACGACUACCUGUUGUGGGUUCAUACCUCAAAACAACGAAUGGUGCGAUGACUGGGCGUCAUUCUUUGUUAGAAAUCGUCUGAAGAUCCAAGCCGACUUAUUGAUUGAGAAGGGAGAUAGAGAUAUGAAGGAGGCUUGGCCGGAACUUGAAAGAAAGGCAACAGAUCUUCUUGCUUCCUGUAAAGGUGUGAUACCAGCGCUGGUACAUGGUGACCUUUGGGGUGGAAAUUGGGCAAGUUGUGAUACCGGUCCUGUCAUAUUUGAUCCCGCGAGUGCAUUCUGCGAUCCAGAAUUCGAAGCAGGGAUUAUGAACAUGUUUGGAGGAUAUGGAGCCGAUUUUUGGGCGGAAUAUCAUAAAAUUCUGCCAGCAAGGCCUGGGAGAAAUGAGAGAAUGCUGCUGUAUGAGCUUUUCAACCACUUGAAUCAUUGGAAUCACUUUGGAACAUCCUACAAAGGCUCUUCAUUGUCGCUGAUUCGUCGAAUCUGUUGUCUGUGAUUGCAAUACAUGCCUCAGGAACUGCAUUGUGCAAUGUGCUUGCAAAAUCCAAGCAUUGAGGUAUUCUUCGAACAUCCGUCAAGGGCUUGUCAUCUUAUCAUUGCUUCAUUAUAUCUUCAACUCUGUAUCAGCCUAUACUUCAACUGCUUUGUUAUAUCCAUGCCGAUCACUUAUUAGACGUUUGCUAAUAGUUGUAUUGUAGUCGUUAAUCAAUGUUUCUUGUUUUGUAGUACUGUAAUUAAAUGAUUAGUUCGCUAGUGUUCAUUAGUUCUUCUACUAAUCAUCUUGUGAUAAACGAAUAGCAAUCCCAGUGCCUGUAGUAUGUUGUAG
Cylicocyclus nassatus is the source of this 4148-nucleotide messenger RNA. The record is from the annotation of a GenBank genome assembly. NCBI's taxonomy places the organism in Eukaryota, Metazoa, Nematoda, Chromadorea, Rhabditida, Strongylidae.